This is a messenger RNA of Rhea pennata, 1818 nucleotides long. Its product is annotated as nuclear receptor ROR-beta-like. The record is from RefSeq and is a predicted model, not a curated record. Gene Ontology annotation, cellular component: nucleus. Gene Ontology annotation, molecular function: zinc ion binding; nuclear receptor activity; RNA polymerase II cis-regulatory region sequence-specific DNA binding. The transcript has 12 exons. The coding region runs from base 1 to 1818 and encodes 605 amino acids. Gene Ontology annotation, biological process: regulation of transcription by RNA polymerase II. NCBI's taxonomy places the organism in Eukaryota, Metazoa, Chordata, Aves, Rheiformes, Rheidae.
AUGGCGAGCUCCUUCGGGCAGCGCCAGGUGCUCUGGCGGACGGACAGACAGACGGACGAGAGCCCCGUUGCCCAGGGUGGGAGGGUGCAGCACCCAGUGCGCAGCACCGCCGCACGAGGCGCCGAGCACCCCGCGGGCAGCGCCGAGCACCCUGUGAAGAUGCCCUCGCGCAGCGCCGAGCACCCCGCGGGCAGCGCCGAGCACCCGGUGAAGAUGCCCCCGCGCAGCGCCGAGCACCCCGCGGGCAGCGCGGCCCCCCACUGCUCCGAGGGUGCGUCCGGGCCGGGAUUUGGCCUCUUCCUGUCCCGGCGCCAAAGGCUGGUGCCUUUCCAGGGGCUUUUUCGGAUAGACGGACGGCGGGAGCAAGGUGCCGCGGCGCCCGCCGGGCACGCGGUGCCGCGUCGUCGUCGUCGCCCCUCCGCUGCAGCCCAAAUCGAGGUGAUCCCCUGCAAGAUCUGCGGCGACAAGUCCUCGGGGAUCCACUACGGCGUCAUCACGUGUGAAGGGUGCAAGGGUUUCUUCCGGAGGAGCCAGCAGAACAACGCCAGCUACUCCUGCUCCCGGCAGCGAAACUGCCUCAUCGACCGCACCAACCGCAACCGCUGCCAGCACUGCCGCCUGCAGAAAUGCCUGGCGCUGGGCAUGUCGCGAGACGCGGUGAAAUUCGGCCGCAUGUCCAAGAAGCAGCGGGACAGCCUCUACGCCGAGGUGCAGAAGCACCAGCAGAGCCAGGAGCAAAGCGGCGUGCCCAAGGAUGAGCCGGAGCCGCUCGGCCGCGUCUACACCACCAGCGUCGGCAGCGGCCUCUCCGACCUGGAUGACAUCUCCACCCUGUCGGACGGGCUCCUCUUCGACUUCCCCCUCACCCCGGACGGCGCCGGCGCCUACUACAACCUCGACCUGCUGGCCUCGGCGCAGCCCUCGCCCGACCCGUCCAGCCUGGACGUGGCCGAGGCCGCGCUCAUCAAGCAGGAGUCCAUCUACGAGCUGAUGCUCGAGCCGGCCCUCUUGGCGCACGGCGCGCUGGAGGGCAGCCAGCUGGCCGCCGACAUCUCCGUCCUCGAGAUCGACCGAAUCGCCCAGAACGUGGUCAAGUCCCACCUGGAGACGUGCCAGUACACGACGGAGGAGCUCAAGCGCCUGGCGUGGACGCUCUACUCCCCCGAGGAGAUCCGCGCCUUGCAGAGCAAGAGCUGCGAGGCCAUGUGGCAGCAGUGCUCGCUGCAGAUCUCCAACGCCAUCCAGUACGUGGUGGAGUUCGCCAAGCGCAUCGACGGCUUCAUGGAGCUCUGCCAGAACGACCAAAUCAUCCUCCUCAAAGCCGGGUGCCUGGAGGUGCUCCUCAUCCGCAUGAUCCGUGCGUUCAACCCCUUGAACAACACCGUGCUCUUCGAGGGCAAGUACGGCAGCGUGCAGAUGUUCAAGUCGCUCGGCUGCGAUGACCUCAUCAACGCUGUCUUCGAGCUGGGGAGGAACCUGUGCCGGCUCCAGCUGUCGGACGAAGAGCUCGCCCUCUUCACAGCUGCUGUCCUGCUCUCCCCGGAUCGCCCUUGGCUGACAGAGUCCAAGAAGGUGCAGAAGCUCCAGGACAAGAUCUACAUAGCCCUGCAGCACGAGAUCCAGAAGAAACACUCCGCUGAGGACAAGCUCUCGAAGAUGGUUUCCAAACUGCCCUUGAUGAAGACUAUUUGCAAUCUGCACUUAGACAAGUUGGAGUUUUUCCGGCUUCUGCAUCCGGAGACUGCUAUGAACUUCCCUCCCCUCUACAAGGAGGUCUUCAACUCGGAGCUUCAGUACAGCGACCCACGGGAGAGCUAA